CUUUUAGUGCGCGGGUAGCAAAGGAAAAGGAGAGAUUAAUUAGAACAAUGAAUCCGUACCUCCAUGAUUGGAACGUUUUCCGUCAGUCACAGUUAAAGGUAUCUCAUGAUUCACACGUCUAUAUAAAAAGGCUUGUUUAGUUCAUAAGUUCAGGAACCUGAAGCUCCAAAAGACCGGGUGGGAAAGAAACAGAGUUCCGGCAGGCAUGGAAGGUAAAGUCAGGAUUUUGAGCGUUAUUUUGUUGUCGUUGGCCAUCAACAAUUGGGUGGUCAGGGUAAUGGGAAAGAAGGAGGGAUAUGCAAGCGAGCUAGACCCCAGAGUGUUGAAGCUGAAGAAAGAGAAGCUCACCCAUUUUCACUUGUACUGGCACGACACAGUGGGCGGGAGAAACCCAUCGAGCGUGGCAGUAUUGCCAUCGCUGAAGAACGGGUCGACGUUGGGGCUGAUGCACAUGUUCGACAACCCCUUAAGCGUCGGGCCUGACCUUAAGAAGUCGGAGCUGGUUGGGAGGUCGCAAGGAAUUUAUGCUUCUACUGCACUACACCAGGUGGGGCUUCUCAUGGCCAUGAAUUUCGCUUUCACUCACGGUAAAUACAACGGCAGCAGCAUCACCAUCUUGGGCCGCAACGCCAUCCUCCAGAGGGUUCGUGAAUUGCCCAUCAUCGGUGGCAGUGGCCGCUUCCGCUUCGCCAGAGGCUAUGCUCUUGCCAAAACUUACUAUUUCAACCCCGCCACUUUUGAUGCCAUCGUCCAGUACGAUGUUUAUGUCUUGCAUUAUUGAUUUCUUGUCAUUAUUCUCCAUCUCUGCUUUAAUCUUAUCACUAAAAACAUUAGUGUCACGUUGUCUGUAAUUAAAUUAAUAAAUGUUUUCUUAAUAAGACCCUAACUGUGCUUUGGCUUUACCAUUCAUAGGAACCACUCAUUUCUUAUUCCAAUUCACGUGGAUGGACCCAUCCACUUUAUUCAA
Molecule: messenger RNA, 967 nt
Organism: Cucurbita moschata (crookneck pumpkin)
Lineage: Eukaryota; Viridiplantae; Streptophyta; Magnoliopsida; Cucurbitales; Cucurbitaceae
Product: dirigent protein 22-like
Exons: 1
Coding region: 206-781 (191 amino acids)
Source: RefSeq, a predicted model, not a curated record